Messenger RNA from Myotis myotis, 3343 nucleotides. It is a transcript of the gene MARK3, whose product is annotated as microtubule affinity regulating kinase 3. Bases 823 to 2766 code for a protein of 647 amino acids. Lineage: Eukaryota; Metazoa; Chordata; Mammalia; Chiroptera; Vespertilionidae. Gene Ontology annotation, molecular function: protein serine/threonine kinase activity; ATP binding. Gene Ontology annotation, cellular component: plasma membrane; cytoplasm. Gene Ontology annotation, biological process: intracellular signal transduction; protein phosphorylation. The transcript has 21 exons. The record is from RefSeq and is a predicted model, not a curated record.
UUUUGUCUUUUCUUUCCCAGAACCUCUCACUAUUAAGAACUGGCCAGAACUAAGCUAUAUGCUACCUCUAGCUGCAGGGAAGUUUGGGAAAACAAGUAUUUAGAUGGCUAUGUUGCCUCCCCAAAUAUCCCCAGCUUCUCUUAGAAAAGAAGAAGGAAGGAAUGGAUAUUGAGUAGCACACGUCACAUGGAGAUGGUCGGCAAGAAGUGACCUCUCGCACCGGGCGCUCUGGAGCUCGGUGUAGAAACUCUAUAGCUUCCUGUGCAGACGAACAGCCUCACAUCGGAAACUACAGACUGUUGAAAACAAUCGGCAAAGGGAAUUUUGCAAAAGUGAAAUUGGCAAGACACAUCCUUACAGGCAGAGAGGACACAUUGAGAAAGCGGCCGUGUGCAAGCCAUGAGGACCAUCCUCACCAGGAACUGAUCACGCUGGCACCCUGAGCUCAGCGUCCCAGCUUCCCAGACUGUGGGAAAUACAUUUCCACUGGCAGGUGGACAUGGGUCAAGACACCCUUCUUUAUGGGUAACCUUGUUGGCAGUUCCCACCACUGUUAAGCCACACAAGCCUUCCACUCUUCACCCAGAAUGUCAGCACCAACUUCUGUGCCACACGCUUUUCAUAAAAGGUUGCAAUAAAAAUAAUUGACAAAACUCAGUUGAAUCCAACAAGUCUACAAAAGCAGGCUAACAAUUCGGGCCAUUAAGAAAAGUGGUUAUUAGCCCUGAAUAUUAUUGACAAUCUGGCAUCUGUAUUGGGAUCAGUGUGAUGGAUCUGGUACACUGAUAGAAACAGAGUGUGCUCUUCAGAGAAGUAAGAAUAAUGAAGAUUUUAAAUCAUCCAAACAUAGUGAAGUUAUUUGAAGUCAUCGAAACGGACAAAACACUCUACCUAAUCAUGGAGUAUGCAAGUGGAGGUGAAGUGUUUGACUAUUUGGUUGCACAUGGAAGAAUGAAGGAAAAAGAAGCAAGAGCUAAAUUUAGACAGAUAGUGUCUGCGGUCCAGUACUGCCACCAAAAGCGGAUCGUUCACAGAGACCUCAAGGCUGAAAAUCUAUUGUUAGAUGCUGAUAUGAACAUUAAAAUAGCUGACUUUGGUUUUAGCAAUGAAUUUACUGUUGGCAGUAAACUGGAUACGUUUUGUGGGAGCCCUCCAUAUGCAGCCCCAGAGCUCUUCCAGGGCAAGAAAUACGACGGGCCGGAAGUGGACGUGUGGAGCCUCGGCGUCAUUCUGUACACGCUGGUCAGCGGGUCGCUCCCCUUCGAUGGACAGAACCUAAAGGAACUGAGAGAGCGAGUAUUAAGAGGGAAGUACAGAAUCCCUUUCUACAUGUCUACAGACUGUGAAAACCUUCUCAAACGUUUCCUGGUGCUAAAUCCAGUAAAACGGGGCACUCUGGAGCAAAUCAUGAAGGACAGAUGGAUCAAUGCAGGGCACGAGGAGGACGAACUGAAACCAUUUGUUGAACCAGAACUCGACAUCUCAGACCAGAAAAGAAUAGAUAUUAUGGUAGGAAUGGGAUAUUCACAAGAAGAAAUUCAAGAAUCUCUUAGUAAAAUGAAAUAUGAUGAAAUCACAGCUACAUAUUUGUUGUUGGGGAGAAAAUCUUCAGAGCUCGAUGCUAGUGACUCCAGUUCUAGCAGCAAUCUCUCACUUGCUAAGGUUCGGCCGAGCAGUGACCUCAACAACAGCACUGGCCAGUCUCCUCACCACAAAGUGCAGCGAAGUGUUUCCUCAAGCCAGAAGCAGAGGCGGUACAGUGACCAUGCUGGACCAGCCAUCCCUUCCGUUGUGGCAUAUCCAAAAAGGAGUCAGACCAGCACUGCAGAUGGUGACCUCAAAGCAGACGGCGCUCCCUCCAGGAGGGCAGGCGGCGGUGCAGGCGGAGGCAAGGGAAUGGCUCCAGCCAGUCCCAUGCUUGGGAAUGCGAGCAAUCCCAACAAGGCGGACAUUCCUGAACGCAAGACAAGCUCCACUGUCCCCAAUAGUAAUACAGCAUCUGGCGGAAUGACACGGCGAAAUACUUACGUUUGCAGUGAAAGAACUACAGCUGACAGACAUUCAGUAAUUCAGAAUGGCAAAGAAAGCAGCACUGUUCCUGACCAGAGAGCCCCAGGUGCUUCCACACACAGCAUCAGCAGCGCGGCCACCCCGGAUCGCGUCCGCUUCCCCAGGGGCACUGCCAGUCGCAGCACGUUCCACGGCCAGCCCCGCGAGCGGCGGACUGCCACCUAUAACGGCCCGCCCGCCUCGCCCAGCCUGUCCCACGAAGCCACGCCAUUGUCACAGGCUCGAAGCCGAGGCUCCGCUAAUCUUUUCAGUAAAUUAACCUCAAAACUCACAAGGAGAAACAUGUCAUUCAGGUUUAUCAAAAGGCUUCCGACCGAAUAUGAGAGGAACGGGAGAUAUGAGGGCUCCAGUCGCAACGUCUCUGCUGAGCAAAAGGAUGAAAACAAAGAAGCAAAACCUCGCUCCCUGCGCUUCACCUGGAGCAUGAAAACCACUAGUUCCAUGGACCCCAGCGACAUGAUGCGGGAGAUCCGCAAAGUGCUGGACGCCAACAACUGCGACUACGAGCAGAGAGAGCGCUUCCUCCUCUUCUGUGUCCACGGCGACGGGCACGCGGAGAGCCUCGUGCAGUGGGAGAUGGAGGUGUGCAAGCUGCCAAGACUGUCUCUGAACGGGGUGCGGUUCAAGCGGAUAUCAGGGACGUCCAUCGCUUUCAAAAACAUUGCUUCCAAGAUUGCCAAUGAGCUAAAGCUGUAACCGGGAACGAUGGUGUAAUAGAGCAGCGGCCUGAAGUUCCUGGGCGCUGGUGGAAAUGUAUAGAAUAAUAUUUAGGCAAUAACGUCUGCAUCUUCUAAAUCAUGGUAUUAAACUAUAAGGACGAGAGCACGCCUGGGAGCGAAAGCUGGCCUCUUUUCUACGAAUGCACUACAUUAAAGCUGUGUGACACGUGUGCCCUCUGUCUUCUUUCCAUUGCCCUGAGGGUCAGCGUGUGACCUCCAUCUCCACGUGCCUCCUGUGGGUGCGAGUGGGCCGCGCGUGCGGGGGGUGCGUACGGAGCAUCUCCCUGCCUGGCCGCCCGUCCCAGCAGCUCUGUGGGAGGUCAUUGGUGCUACAGCUGUUACACUUGCCAAGGAGGAAAUACUGAACUACUAAGAAUUAACCUUAAGACUAGUUGGUAAUUAGUACAGGUUUACAGUUCAUGCCUGUGGUUUUGUGUUUGUUGUUCGUGUGUUUUUUAGUGCAAAAGGUUUAAAUUUAUAGUUGUGAACUUUGCUUGUGUGUUUUUCUAAGUAGAUUCACAAGAUAAUUAAACAUUCACUUUUUCUCAGUAAAA